Mugil cephalus (flathead mullet) is the source of this 3895-nucleotide messenger RNA. It is a transcript of the gene ctnnal1, whose product is annotated as catenin (cadherin-associated protein), alpha-like 1. The coding region runs from base 275 to 2545 and encodes 756 amino acids. Gene Ontology annotation, molecular function: cadherin binding; actin filament binding. Gene Ontology annotation, biological process: Rho protein signal transduction; cell adhesion. The transcript has 19 exons. The record is from RefSeq and is a predicted model, not a curated record. Lineage: Eukaryota; Metazoa; Chordata; Actinopteri; Mugiliformes; Mugilidae.
GUGCUGCAGUCCGCUCCCUGCCGUAGUUGAGUAAACUACAUGGACAUUAGCGGGCGCAGCGGCGCAACCACGGAGCCAGAGUGGAUUAAAACAGCGUGCGUGCGCGAAGAGCCGCUCGAUAAACGCCCGUGUGACCAAGUGAGAAACCCCGGCGUGUAAUCGCAAGUCCGUUCCAGCAGUUUGCGGCUGCGGAAACACCAAAGGGAGACGGGCUCCUGGUAAACUCGCUACUAGUGCCGUGCAUUGUGCGUCAAGCAGGGAGAGCUCGGCGGGAAUGGCUUCAUCUCCGUGUGGCAACAGUAACUUUGAUUCCGGUCUGGAAAUCAAAACUCGCUCGGUGGAGCAGACGCUUAUCCCCCUAGUUUCGCAGAUCACCACUCUGAUCAACCACAAAGACAAGCCGAAGAAGUCCGAGCGGACCCUGGCAGCCAUACACAGGGUGGGUCAGGCAGUGAGUGUGGCAGUGGGGCGCUUCGUCGCCGUCGGAGAGGCCAUCGCCGCCGAGAACCAGGAGCUGAAAGAUGAGAUGGGCCAAGCCUGCUUCGAGGCACGCAGAGCAGGCGAUGCCAUAGCCCAGCUGACAGAUGUGGGAUCGGCCGCGCCGCCGCCAUCGGACGGACGCGUCACGGUGUUCAGCGACAGGACGGGGAUGGUGAAGGCUGCUCGCCUGCUCCUCUCCGCCGUCACCAAAGUCCUGGUCCUGGCCGACCGCAUCGUCAUCAAGCAGAUAAUCACGUCACGCAACAAGGUUCUGGUUACCCUGGACCAUCUUGAAAGAGUCAGCACAUUCCAGGAAUUUGUGCAGAUUUUCAGCCAGUUUGGCAACGAGAUGGUGGAGUUUGCUCACCUCACAGGAGACAGACAGAACGACCUGAAGGACGAGAAGAAAAAAGCUCGCAUGGCAGCAGCCAGGGCAGUGCUGGAGAAAUGCACCAUGAUGCUCCUCACCGCCUCCAAGACUUGUCUGAGGCACCCAGAUUGCGAGUCAGCCCGGAUCAACAAAGACGCCGUGUUCCACCGAAUGCGCUGUGCCCUGGAGCAGGUCAUCGAGAUAGUCACUGAGGCGCGGAGCUGUGGGGAGAACAAGAUCCUUCCUGCUAGCAUCUACAAUGGUAUCAAGGAUUUCAAGUCCAGUGUGGAGUGCCUUCGGGACAACCUGUACUCCUUGUCGCCGCAGAGCGUCUCCAGCCAGCUGGAGGCCCUGGUCGAGCGGACGGAGGACUUCACCGACUCGGCCUACACCAGCCACGAGCAGCGCCAGGCCAUCCUAAGUCUGUGCCAGCUGGCGCGCCAGGACACUCAGCAGCUGGUGCACGCCUGGGUUGAGGCGCAGUCUAUCCACGCCAAAGAGGUCCCCGAGGACAUGGAGGUGGCCAUCCUGAAGACGUGCCAGAGCAUCGGUGACCUCAGACGUGAGCUCCACAAGGCGGCGGUGGGCCGCGCCUCCGACUUGCUGAAAGUUCACGGGGAGCAGCUGCCUCUGCGGGCUCUGAAAGCCGCAGGUGCCGAGGGAAACCUGGAGGCAGUGGCGGAGUAUUCGCGCACGCUCACUGAGCAGAAGGAGCAGCUGGUGGAGACGUGUCGACUGUUGUGCCACGUGUCGGGCUCGGAGCCGUUGGAGAUCACCUGUGUACACGCAGAGGAGACCUUCCACGUCAUUGGUCCACAGAUCAUCUCAGCAGCCCAGACGCUGGCCCUCCACCCGUCCAGUAAGAUUGCUAAGGAGAACCUGGAGGUGUUCUGCGAGGCCUGGGAGUCGCAGCUCUGUGACAUGGCUCUGCUUCUGAGAGAGAUCAACGACGUCUUUGAAGGCAGGCGAGGAGACAAAAGACCUUAUUUGUCACUUCCUAGACCUGGGAAACACUCGGCUAACUUGAAGACCGCCAAGGCUGUCAAGCUGGAUGCAGAGGAGCAGACGAGCAUGGCCAAGCUGGGCCUGGAGCUUCGCCUCCUGUCGUCGGACGUGGACGCGGAGGUGGAAAAGUGGGAGGAGCAGGAACACGACAUCGUCCGCCAGAGCCAGAGCCUCGCCAGUAUGGCCUACAACAUGUACCUGUUCACCAGAGGGGAGGGACUGUUGAAAACAACACUAGAUCUUUUUCAUCAAGCCGAGGUUCUUUCUGAAGAGGGGCUGCAGCUGUGCUCAUCUCUCCGCACCUUUUCCACUCAGCUGGUUGAUGAGGAAAAGUCAGUGGUGAUGACAGAAAUGGAGAAACUGGUGGCGUUUUGCCAACAGCUGCAGAUGGGGGCUAAGACUCCUGUACAGGGCAAGACUGCCACCUUCCAGAAGGUGGACUCGUCCAUUCAGACGACAAGAAGCAUCUUGACCGUGGUCCUCUCCCUCCUCCCGUUCUGCAACAAACUCAACAGAAAGUAUAAGUCGGAAAGGAAUAGCCUUGGCUCCCCACAAGACUGGAAGGAAAGGCAAGAUGUAUCCACACCUGUUAAAGAGGAGGGGGCUCUCAAUAGCAAAAACAGCAACGGCUUUGGUGUCAAAUCCUUGGAGCAGCACAUGGCCGGUCUCAACCUCCUGGAGAGCAAAUAAUCCAGGGGGCAGUCUCCUCCUUUUCCCACCAUUACUCUCGUUGGAGCAGCACAUAGCCAAUCUCAACUCUGGAGAAUGUGUAAUCCAGGAAAUACUCCCCCUCAUCCACAUGGACCCUCCACAGAUUGGACCAGAGCUGUGGGGUGAAGAUGGUUGCCUUGGGUUAGAAUGAGUUCGCUGUCUGGAUGAUGAAGGUUUGACGAGGAAGAAGCGGAUCCAGGCUCUCUGUGCUGGAUUGACUCCAAUUUAGCUGAAGCACCAGUUCCACCCCAGUCCACAAGAUGGAGACAAUCAGCGAGUCUCCGAAGAAAGUGAGGCCUGGCACACAAAGCUGAUUUUGCAAUCACUUUUAUCACUACUCUGGCUAAAUUGACGAACGGAUCAGAAAUUGGGAGAUCUCUCCACUUGGUGAUCAGCCAUACAUCUGUCUUCACUACGUGCCUCUGUGAAACCAGCCUUUUUGUUUUGUGGUGUACUGUGAGUGUGUUGCUCAAGUGAAAUGAAAACCCACCGUGCAUGAUGCCAACGUCACCAAACCCCCUGUGUUUGAGUCUACUGUGAUCCCAGGCUUGUAAUGUUUUUCUGUAAUGGUAGCCAUAAUGGUGUACGCCACCCUUGAUCACUGGCAUUGUAAUCAGCAUCUCACUUUAUGUAGAGUAGUGUGUCCACAAGUUCACCACACCAUAUUAUUAAUGUCUGUUUGCCAUAGAACAAGUGGGAAAAAACAAACAAAAUCACUGUUUGAUGCCAAAUAUGAUUGUCUUAGCGAAAUAUAAUAAUAUAAAACGCUCCGGUGUUCAUCCCUGGAGACAUUUUAUUCCAGCCUGAUUUCAGUUAAUAAAGCUCGUUGCUAAGAUCCUUUUAAGAAGUCAGGACCUCACUUUUAAGUGUCCUGUGUAUUAUCAGAUCGUGUUCUGUGUAUACGCUGAUAUUUUUCUCUCUCAAAGAAAUUUAAGAUAAUUCUGAACUGCACCUGUGUCGAAUGGAGCCUUGAAGUGUACUUGUGAUGAAGACUAUCAUUGUGAAGCUGCCAAGUAGGCCAGUAUGUAUUAAAUAGAAUAUAUAAUAUGGUACUUGAAGCGUAUACAUAUAUAUAUAUAUGUGUGUGUGUAUGUAUCCCAAGGUAAUGACUUUGGUACAAGGAGAGGGCGUAAUAAUGACUGAAAUGUAUAGCGUACAUUAAGCUUUAGAGAAUCUUUGUACGGUGUGAGAGCAGCUGAGAAUGCUGGGUAUUGUAGUGGCACUACAGAUGUGAAGAAAUAAUAGAUCUAGUUUUGGACCAUCUAUUCUUUUGACAAUUGAAAGAGUAAUAAAAGUGACACAAAAAAAUAAACGAUAUUUUUUCUUAAA